Verruconis gallopava is the source of this 1726-nucleotide messenger RNA. RefSeq lists its product as uncharacterized. Bases 342 to 1583 code for a protein of 413 amino acids. Gene Ontology annotation, cellular component: peroxisome. The record is from RefSeq and is a predicted model, not a curated record. Gene Ontology annotation, molecular function: acetyl-CoA C-acyltransferase activity. Gene Ontology annotation, biological process: fatty acid beta-oxidation; phenylacetate catabolic process. Lineage: Eukaryota; Fungi; Ascomycota; Dothideomycetes; Venturiales; Sympoventuriaceae. The transcript has 2 exons.
GCCGGUGUCGACGCGCGUGGAUGAAUGUUCAAGCGCAUCGCCCAGCCAGAGCAAGGCCACGCGCGCUUGGGCCAAUGGGGGCGGUUCCGUUUCCGCCUCUGCGAGAGCCGAAUUCUCCAGCCGACGCUCCUCGUCCUCGACGCCGGCUAACAGUUUAUGAGCUGGUCUCCGCUGGCCGACAGUGGUAAAUAGGAAUCAUGCCUGGCUCUCUGAGCACCGUCUGCUUUGCAUACCGUUCAUCGACAUCGCUUGCUGACCAGCGCUGACCUUGCCCUCCGACCUCGUCGUAGCCCUCUCGUCCCUGCUUCCGUUUCUCGUCCGAGCGCAGCACGUCCAGCGACAUGGCGGGAUUCAUACAAAAGGGCCUGAAGAACAUCCUCACCAAGCAUCCUAAUGACAUUGUGAUACUCUCGUCGCUCAGAACGCCCGUGACGCGCGCGAAGAAGGGUGGCUUCAAAGAUGCCCACGACCACGAAAUGCUCGCUGCCGUUCUCAAAGCCAUCCGCGAGCGACAUCCCAACCUUGACCCUGCCAAGGUAGAAGACAUACAGAUCGGCACCGUGCUGUCAGAGCUCGGAGGCUCAAAAGCAGGACGUAUGGCCGCUCUCCAUGUUGGUUGGCCCGAGACGACGACCUUCCAGACGGUGAACAGAGCUUGCUCGAGCGGACUGGCGGCGAUCACGGGGAUUGCGCACAGUAUUGCCGUCGGCCAGAUAAGCGUGGGCAUUGGAGGUGGUAUGGAGAGCAUGACGAAGAACUAUGGCUCGAGAGCUAUCCCGACAGCGCUGUGGGAGGAUCUGAGACAUUCGCCGGUCAAGGAUGCGAGGGACUGUAUCAUGAGCAUGGGUCUGACAGCGGAAAAUGUGGCGGAGAGAUAUGGCGUGAGUAGAAGAGAGCAGGACGAAUUUGCUGUGAGUAGUCACACCAAGGCUGCAAAGGCGCAAAGCGAUGGACUGUUUGCCGAGGAGAUAGUGGAGGUCAAGACAAGGUGGAGGCCCAACCCUGAGGUGCCCGAGGCCACGGAAGAGAUCACUGUCAGCAAGGACGACGGGGUCAGACCGGGAAGCAACGUGGAGAAGCUGUCGACGAUGAAGCCUGCGUUCAAGGCGGAUGGCACCGCGACCGCCGGAAACAGCAGCCAGGUCUCCGAUGGUGCAGCGGCGGCACUUAUGAUGCGCCGAAGCACUGCGCAAGAACUCGGUCUGACCAACGAGAUUAUUGGAAAGUGGGCGGGGACGACUGUUGUGGGCUGCAAGCCGGACGAGAUGGGGAUCGGCCCUGCUCUUGCAAUCCCGAAGCUGCUGGACUACACUGGGAUCCAAAAGGAGGACGUAGGUAUUUGGGAGAUUAACGAGGCGUUUGCAAGCCAGGCUGUGUACUGCGUCAGGGAAUUGGGCAUCGAUCCAGGCAAAGUUAACCCCAAGGGCGGUGCGAUUGCUCUUGGACAUCCCCUUGGAGCCACUGGUGCAAGGCAACUCGCGACACUCUUGCCAGAGCUAAAGAGGCAAGGAGAAGAGGUUGGCGUCGUCAGCAUGUGCAUUGGCACCGGUAUGGGCAUGGCCAGUUUGUUUGUGCGCGAGUGAAAAGAAAAAAGUUUUUGUCGUAAUACAUGAUACCUCCAGCAGCAUUUGCAGAGCAUUGAGAAAAAGAAUAAGGCGGCCUUCUCCAUAGAUACCUCAAUAGGAGGCAAAAAACUGAAUCUCAAAAUCCCACAACGUGCAUCGUG